AUGGACUCAGUGAAGAAUGCUGCCAAAGCGGCCACAGGCCAGGACUCCCAGUUCACCUCUGGCCAUCAAGUCCCCAUUCAGGAUAUGAGCCAGCCAAGCCAGCAGAGUGACAUGAAAGGACCCGAUCCCGUAAAUACGGAAGUACCCACCGAAGAUGGCGGCUACCAGACUUAUCGCGCAGCCGGCAAGCUGAAGGGCAAGAAAGCCAUCAUCACAGGUGGAGACUCUGGCAUCGGACGGGCCAUUGCCAUCCUUUACGCUAUGGAAGGUGCGGAUAGCAUGAUCGCCUAUCUACCCGACGAACAAAAGGAUGCCGAAGAGACCAAGGAAGAGGUGGAGAAGCACGGAGGGAAAUGCUAUCUGUUCCCCACAGACCUCACCAAGAGGGAGAACUGCGCAGAGCUCGUUAAGAAGGCCGUCUCGGAAAUGGGCACCAUCAACAUUCUCGUGAACAAUGCGGCAUAUCAGAAUAUGAUCUCUUCCAUCAGUGAGCUUUCAGAAGAGCAGUGGCUGAAGGCCUUCGACACCAACAUCCACCCCUACUUCUACCUCUCCAAGUAUGCCCUCGAGCACAUGAAGAGCGGCGACACCGUGUGCAACUGCGCUUCGGUCAACGCAUACAUCGGACGCCCUGACUUGCUCGACUACACCUCCACCAAAGGCGCCAUUGUAUCCUUCACACGUGGACUGCAUAACCAACAGAUCGCUCACGGUAUCCGUGUCAAUGCUGUCUGCCCUGGGCCCGUCUGGACUCCACUGAUCCCCUCAACCAUGACGAAAGAGGCACAGGAUCAACUCAGCGCGACACCCAUGGGUCGCCCAGCACAGCCGUCGGAGAUUGCAACCUGCUUUGUCUUUUUGGCCAGCCAGGACAGCAGUAUGAUUUCCGGGCAGAGUUUGCAUCCUAACGGCGGCGUCGUGGUCAACGGCUAA
This is a messenger RNA of Letharia columbiana, 933 nucleotides long. RefSeq lists its product as uncharacterized. Gene Ontology annotation, molecular function: oxidoreductase activity. The record is from RefSeq and is a predicted model, not a curated record. NCBI's taxonomy places the organism in Eukaryota, Fungi, Ascomycota, Lecanoromycetes, Lecanorales, Parmeliaceae. The transcript has 3 exons. Bases 1 to 933 code for a protein of 310 amino acids.